CUUCAGAUCCCUUCAUACUGUUACAACAUAAUCCAAUUCAAUAAUCUAUCUGUUCCUAUUCCCAUUCCUUAAUCUUCACAGGUCUUAUGAUUUGCGAGAUGAUGCAAAGGAUUAGGGAGAUAAUUGUGGUGCUGUUUUUAGCCCUCUGCUCAAAAGAAGUUAGCGGUAGAAGGGAGUGGAGGGCGGCGGCGGCGGACGGCGGCGACGGGCCGUAUUGUCAGAGCUGGAGAGUGGCGGUGGAGGCGAACAAUGUGCGUGCAUGGCGGACGGUGCCGACGCAGUGCCUCCGCCACAUCGAGAGCUACAUGACCGGCGGGCAGUACGAGCGGGACCUCAACUUCACCGUCGACGCCAUCUUUAGCUUCGUGGAUAACGAGGUUUCCAUCUCCGGCGACGGACUCGACGCCUGGAUCCUCGACGUCGACGACACCUGCAUCUCCAAUCUCAUAUACUACCAAACAAAACGCUUCGGGUGUGACCCAUAUGACCCUGCAGGGUUUAAGGCAUGGGCAACAAAAGGAGAGUGCCCAGCCAUUCCAUCAGUGUUGAGACUAUUCAAAAAGUUGGCCAAAAGUGGCUUUAAGGUUUUUCUCCUCACUGGUAGAAGUGAAGAUGCCUAUGAACGUGCUACUAUCAAAAACCUGCGUAACCAAGGAUUCAUUGGCUAUGAACGCCUAAUAUUAAGGACAGGGGCUAAUAAGGAGCUAAGCGCAGUGGCAUAUAAAUCAAAGAUAAGGAAGCAGCUAGUAAAAGAAGGAUACAAAAUAUGGGGAAACGUGGGAGACCAAUGGAGCGACCUUCAAGGAGAUCAUGUUGGCAAUCGCACAUUUAAACUUCCCAAUCCUAUGUACUUUGUUCCUUGAUAACUAAUGUUUUACUAAAUGGAGCAAGUUUCAACUCCAUACUUGCAUAUUUGAAUGUUUACGAUCCAAACUUUGAACAUUCAGUAUGUAAAUUGUGAACAUUCAAUAAAUAAAUUGUAAAUAUUCAUAUAUAAAUUGUGUAUUUUGAAUCCGAAUCUACGAAAUAAUUUGUCUCA
This is a messenger RNA of Ipomoea triloba (trilobed morning glory), 1039 nucleotides long. RefSeq names its product acid phosphatase 1. Gene Ontology annotation, molecular function: acid phosphatase activity. The record is from RefSeq and is a predicted model, not a curated record. The coding region runs from base 87 to 863 and encodes 258 amino acids. NCBI's taxonomy places the organism in Eukaryota, Viridiplantae, Streptophyta, Magnoliopsida, Solanales, Convolvulaceae. The transcript has 3 exons.